Molecule: messenger RNA, 2213 nt
Organism: Durotheca rogersii
Lineage: Eukaryota; Fungi; Ascomycota; Sordariomycetes; Xylariales; Xylariaceae
Product: Oxidoreductase, molybdopterin-binding domain-containing protein
Exons: 2
Coding region: 181-2019 (612 amino acids)
Cellular component (GO): mitochondrion
Molecular function (GO): molybdenum ion binding; oxidoreductase activity
Source: RefSeq, a predicted model, not a curated record
CGGCUUCCCUCGUCGUCCAUCCUCUCUCUCGUCCUCCGUCGCCUGAGUUCGAAGGACGCGCACCGCCGAUUUAUCUAACAAGAAUAUCGGGCGGUUUGCACGAGUCGAGCCCUUCGCCAUCUACCACGACGUAUAUGUGGACACGCGUCUUCAGUUUGGAGAGCUUCUCCGAUUUAUAUCAUGUCCACACCAGUCUUGCGACAGAUUGGCUGGGACUUGUUGAAGGUGACGCGGGGGCUGAGGCCGUGUUUACGUCACGCCCAGACCUUUGAGCCGCUGCAAUCGAGCAGUUUCUGCGCCCGGUCAAUUCGUCCCCCAACUGCCAUCCGAACGGCAUCAUCUAAGGCCGUACCGACAAGGCUCCCCAAUCCCCGUCGUCUGCGGCCUCUUCCCUUUCUUGCUGCUGGUGGCGGGAUAUUCACUAUACUAUUUGCCUCGCUCCAGCCGUUUGACGACCCGAUCCGGAUAGCCCAAGAUGCGGCCUCUUCCUCCCCUAGCGACAGUGACGGCGGCUUGCCGCGCUACCGGCUUGCCGAAGUCAAACAGCAUGGGCCCAAAUCCGAGCGCCCUUGGGUCAUAUAUGAGGACAAAGUGUACGACAUCACGGAUUGGGUUCCUGCCCACCCCGGAGGCGAAGUCAUUCUGCGCGCCGCCGGUGGCAGCAUCGAGCCAUACUGGGAUAUAUUCUCUAUUCACAAGUCGCCUUACGUUCGAGAGAUCCUCGAACAGUAUGUUGUCGGAAGGGUCCACCCAAUUGACCUCAAGGAUGGGCGACCGUUACGUGAUCACAUCGAAGAUCCCUUCGUCGCGGACCCCGCCAGGGACGCGAGGAUGCGAAUGCUGACGGAAAAGCCGUGCAAUGCCGAGACCCCGAAUGACGAACUCGCCAAAUCGUUCCUAACUCCUAAUGAGGUCUUCUAUGUCCGCAACCACAUGUGGGUCCCUGUGGUGGACGAGGCUGAGUCCGAUAACCAUAAUAUUACGAUCGAGCUGCCCGAUGGCGAAAGCAAGGUCUACAGCGUCCAGGACCUCAAGGCCCGCUUCCAGCAACAUGCUGUGACAGCCGUCUUGCAGUGCUCCGGCAACAGGCGCAAUGACAUGACACGGUACGCGCAGAAGACAAACGGGCUGCAGUGGACGGUCGGUGCCAUCAGCUGCGCGAAGUGGGAAGGGGUACGGCUUCGGGACGUCCUCGCUGAUGCCGGCCUGUCGCUGGAGGAUCCGGGAGAAGACGCGAAGCAUGUCCAGUUUUCCGGCCUGGAGGCCUACGGCGCAAGCAUACCAGUCGCGGCCGCCCUAGACCCGAUGGGAGACGUGCUUUUAGCGUUCAAGAUGAACGACGCAGUCCUCCCGCGCGAUCACGGAUUCCCAGUCAGGGUAAUCGUUCCGGGUCAUGUAGCGGCGAGAUGCGUGAAAUGGGUGAAUAAGAUUGUGGUAAGCGACGAAGAGAGCAACACGACCUGGCAGCGCCGGGAUUACAAGUGCUUUGGCCCGAACGAAGCCAAACAGGAUUGGGACAAGUAUAAGGCCAUCCAGGUGAUGCCUGUCACGAGCGCCAUCACCCGAACCAGGUUAAAGCCCAGCACGAACACGGAAUCGGAUGCGCGGAGCGGCCAGUCCGAGUCAGCCGGUGACCGAGUUGUCCAGAUCGAGGGCUAUGCCUACUCGGGCGGGGGGCGGGAGAUCCAGCGUGUCGAUGUCAGCCUCGACGGUGGGGAGACGUGGGACCAGGCGCAACUAAUCGACGACACCAAUCUAGAAAGGGGAAGCAAGGUGUGGUGCUGGAAGCGAUGGAAGUACGAAGUCGGGCUGUCCACGAUCGGCGCCAAUAAAAAUCCGCACGGCGAAGCCAAGGCUACGCUCGUCGUCAAAGCCACAGACGACGCGUACAACACCCAGCCCGAAUCCCACAAGAGCAUAUAUAACCUGCGGGGAAAUCUAGCUACCGCUUGGCACCGGGUCGAUUUCGACCUCGCCGCUGCCCAGCAUAGCUGCGAGGAGGGUAAGGAUCAAGAGUAACAAGCACUUCCGUAAAUGUAGGUUAAAAAGGCUGGUCGAGAAAACACGGCACGACAUCGCAGACGGAGGGGAAUCAAUUUGCAUAGCGUAUGGCGUUUGCGUCGUGCUGGAUAAGGCAGGUUUAUUGGUUGCGAACCAUGGACGACCCGACUUCGAGCGUCCUCGUCGCCCGUUUAGGUAAAUGCAUUGUGUCU